CUUGUGUAAACACUGUAUAGUCAUGAAGAAGACGUACUACUGCUAUUUCCCCACUGGAGUUGGACUCUCCUUGCUGAGUUAUGUUUUAGCUAGCUUAGCCAUGACCACCACAAAUGUUACCACUGAUCAAUUAGCACUUCUUGAUUUGAGAGAUAAAAUCAGGUCAGAUCCGCAUCAAAUUCUGGCAAAAAACUGGUCCUUUGCAACCUCAGUUUGUGACUGGAGAGGGGUCACUUGCGGCUCUCAUCACUACAGAGUGAUUGCCUUGAAUAUCUCCAAAUUGGGUCUUACCGGCACAAUUCCUCCCCAACUGGGGAAUCUGUCCUUUCUAGUGUCGCUGGAUAUGAGCUGGAACAACUUCCAAGGAGAACUUCCCCAUGAAUUGAUCCAUUUGCGCAGGCUACGGGUCCUUAAUCUCACCGCUAACAAGCUAGGUGGAUCUAUUCCCUCUUGGGUCGGUUCCUUGCAAAAACUCCAUUACUUUUCUCUCAAGAACAACAGCUUUGCAGGUUCUAUCCCACCUUCUAUCUCCAACAUGUCCAACCUAGAGAGACUAAUUCUGUCAUAUAAUUCUCUGCAAGGAGCAAUUCCAGCGGAGAUUGGGAAUCUGAGUAAAUUGAAAACGUUAACCGUGAACUACAAUCAGCUUUCAGGUCCUUUGCCGGUGGAGAUGAUCAAUAUUUCCUCAUUGGAGACUCUGUCUUUUGAAGGUAAUAGCCUAUCUGGAAGUCUUCCGGUCAACAUGUGCGUAAAUCUUCAAAGACUCACGCGGCUUGACCUUGGCUUCAACGCGUUUGCUGGCGUCCUGCCGGCACAAUUGUCACAAUGUUCAAAACUCCAAAAGCUGUCGAUCUAUAGCAACAAAUUUAGUGGAGUGAUACCAGAAGAAUUUGGGAACUUGACGAUGCUCGACGAACUGGAUCUUGGCUCCAACGAAUUAAGCGGUUCAAUUCCGCCAAAGCUUGGACACCUAAAGCAUCUGGAAUUACUCAGUUUGAGCAACAAUAGCCUAACUGGUUCUAUACCAACUCAAAUAUUCAACAUCUCUUCACUACAAGUGCUGGACCUUAUGAACAAUAGUUUUUCGGGGAAUAUUCCAUCAACUGUUGGUUACGGAUUGAUCAACCUUGAGGAGCUUUAUCUCAGUGUGAAUAAGUUUGAUGGAGUGAUACCAGACUCGAUCUCCAAUGCAUCUCAACUGAGUAUUUUACAAUUGGCCGGAAACAAAUUCAGUGGUCCAAUUCCCAACUCUCUCGGGGAUCUAAGGGUUCUAACUAGACUAGAUCUCGCUGGAAAUCAUCUGACAACUGAACCUUCGUCAACAGAAUUGAGCUUCAUCAGUCACUUGACGAAUUGCAAUUAUCUAAAAGAUUUAUCAAUCGGUGACAAUCCAUUGCAUGGUUUUCUGCCAAUAUCUGUGGGGAAUCUUUCAACUUCUUUGGAAAGACUAUAUGCAUAUAGUUGUGAAAUCAAGGGGAAAAUUCCAGAAGAAAUUGGGAACUUGAGCAAUCUAUGGAUUUUGAGUCUACAUGGAAAUCAGUUGAGUGGAUCCAUUCCUCUGGCAAUCAAAGGUUUGCAAAAUCUCCAAGUUCUAUAUUUUGAAGAUAACCAAUUGGGUGGUUCUGUUCCAGAGAGUCUUUGUGGCUUAAACAGCUUAUACGUAUUAUAUCUAGACCAAAAUCAGCUUCAGGGGUCAAUACCCUCAUGCUUAAGCAAUAUUACUUCUUUGGGGGAAGUUAACUUCGGUUGGAACUUAUUAAACUCGAGCAUACCUGCUAGUUUGUGUAACCUCAAUAAUCUCCUGGCCUUGAAUCUGUCAUCUAAUGCUUUGACUGGCUCCCUGCCUCAAGAAAUUCAAAAUAUGCAGGCAUUAGCGGAUUUAGAUUUAUCAAGAAAUCGCCUUAAUGGGAAAGUUCCAAGUUCAAUUGGGGGUUUGGAAAGAUUAGCCAGCCUUUCUUUAGCACACAAUAAACUUGAAGGAACUAUACCAGACUCACUCCGACGUAUGUUAAGCUUGGAAAUUCUGGACCUAUCCAAUAAUAAUCUAUCAGGUCCAAUCCCAAAGUCCUUGGAGACACUUUUAUAUCUCAGAUACAUUAAUCUAUCUUUCAACCACUUGACAGGAGAAAUUCCCUCUAGUGGUCCUUUCAAGAACUUCACAUACGAAUCAUUCAUGUUUAAUGAUGACUUGUGUGGUGCACAAAGAUUUCAUGUUCCUCCUUGUAGUUCUCCUCGGAUUCACAGUCGAAAGAAAAUACUCCAAAUUUCAGGCAUUAUAUCAAGUAUUGCAGCAAUUGUAAUUGCUACAAUCAUGGUAAUUUUAAUUCUGAGAUGCCGAAGGAAGGAUGAAACUUCAGGAAAUACUGAUUUAUCCUUGGGAGUGCCUAAAUGGAUUUCGUAUUAUGAACUUGUUCAAGCAACCGAUGGUUAUGAUGAAAGCAAUUUACUUGGCAAAGGAAGUUUUGGAUCUGUAUAUAAAGGUACUCUAACAGAUGGGACACUUGUUGCUGUGAAAGUUUUCUCUUUGCUAGUAGAAAUUACUUCUAGGAGUUUCGAUACGGAAUGUGAAGUACUACGCAACCUUCGCCAUAGAAACCUAACUAAAGUGAUUGGUAGUUGCUCUAACCUGGACUUCAAAGCCUUGGUGGUUGAUUAUAUGUCAAAUGGGAGCCUUGAGAAAUGGUUGUACUCCAAUGACCAUUGCUUGGAUCUAGUCCAAAGAAUAAGCAUAAUGGUGGAUGUUGCUUCGGCAUUGGAAUAUCUCCAUUUUGGUUAUGUAACACCAGUGGUUCAUUGUGAUUUGAAGCCUAGCAAUAUAUUGCUUGAUGAAAACAUGAUUGCUCAUGUAAGUGAUUUUGGUAUCACAAAGUUUCUGGAUGAAGGUAUAGUGUUCUGCAUACCGAGACUCUUGCAACGCUUGGAUACAUGGCACCAGAAUAUGGACUUGAAGGGCUGGUGUCAACGAGAAUUGAUGUAUAUAGUUUUGGCAUAGUUCUGAUGGAAACAUUUUCAAGAAUGAAGCCGAGUGAUGAAAUGUUCAGUGAAGAUUUGAGCCUGAAGAGUUGGAUUGAAAAAUCUCUACCCACUGCAACUAUCCAUGUUACAGAUGCCAACUUACUCAAGCAACAAGAUGAGCAUUUUAAUGGGAAAUUGGAGUGUGUUUCAAUGAUCUUCAAUUUGGCUUUAAGUUGCUGCACUGAGUGUCCACAGGAUCGGAUGAAUAUGAAAGAUGUCUUGGCAGCGCUCAAGAAGAUAAAGCGCCAACUUGACACUUUAUCAGAUACUUCAGCACGAAAGCAUGUUCUUACAACUUAAUCCAACGAAACAAGAUCGUUCUAAUUAAAUAAUCUUUACAAUAUCUUGCGUUGCAGGACGAUACCAAGAUUUGAAACAUGAAGGAGAAAUAAAUUUCAUUGUCCAAGUGCUAUUCAGACCACCAUUGCCAGAAUUCUGCAUGGUUAGUUCCCACCAAAUCGCUUUCCUUGCUUCCCUGUUUAUUUAUAAUUCUGCAUUCUUUUGUUUAAGUCUUGGUUAUUUAUGUAGAAAUUCACAUAUUAUAUUUGGUGCAGUAGAUUCUGUAAAAACAAGGACAUUGGCAAAUGAACAAUCAUUGUCAUAAUUUAGAAUUCUGUUGUGCAUAA
Molecule: messenger RNA, 3641 nt
Organism: Coffea eugenioides
Lineage: Eukaryota; Viridiplantae; Streptophyta; Magnoliopsida; Gentianales; Rubiaceae
Product: LRR receptor-like serine/threonine-protein kinase EFR
Exons: 3
Coding region: 23-2992 (989 amino acids)
Biological process (GO): protein phosphorylation
Cellular component (GO): plasma membrane
Molecular function (GO): ATP binding; protein binding; protein kinase activity
Source: RefSeq, a predicted model, not a curated record